UGUGAAUUGCGAUCACAAACACGUGUUCAGCACUCGUGUUGUCAACAAAUAUUUUGUGUCUUUUUUUGUGUGAUUGCACUCAACGGUGAUAUUCAAUGUAACCGCCGAUGACUGACAACGAGAUACUGGAUGAGAGCUCGUGCUUCGAGACCCACAACCGCCAGAUAGAGAUCCCGUUGGAUCCCAAGUUCAUCGGUUCCGAAGAGCGCGCUAUUUCUCGCAUUUUAGACAAUAUGAAGAACCAAUACAAUCACGAAUUAAAAGGCGUUUUAUUAGAUUACAGUCACUUGAAGUUCACCACAGACUUGGGUCGCAUUAUCGAUGACCAACCCGUGGUCUUCUGGACAAUUGGUGCCAAAUUCACAACAUUUAACGUAUCCAUCGGUCAACUGAUCCGAACUAAGAUCAAUAGGAUGGGCGCCUCAUAUUGUGGUGCAUUGAUCGGCACCUGUAUUGACGCCACCAUUAUGUUUGCCGAAGACGUGGACAAACAGGAACUGAUG
Molecule: messenger RNA, 503 nt
Organism: Oppiella nova
Lineage: Eukaryota; Metazoa; Arthropoda; Arachnida; Sarcoptiformes; Oppiidae
Source: the annotation of a GenBank genome assembly